AUGGCCAAUCCUAAUCCCAUACCCGUCGCCUCAUCGUCACAGAACGUCCAGCUCUCCGCCCUCGACGGUCCCCACGCCGCCACGGACAUUACCAGUGCUCCUGCGCCUGCUGCUGUCCAGGGCCAGGGGAAGCAGCCCAAGGAGAAGAAAGAGAAGAAGGACAAGCCCGCUGCAAGCGCGUCCCAGUUCCCUCUCGAGCUUCAACCGAAGCCCGAGUUCUUCGACCACCGUAUUCAGAUAUUCGAGAAGCUCCAGGCUGAGCACACCGAGUGGGUCAAAGCCCAACCGCGGCAGGAGAUCACCGUCACCCUGCCCGACGGCUCAGAGCGCAAGGGCACAAGCUGGGAGACGAGCCCGAUGGACAUCGCCAAGGAAAUCUCCAAGGGCCUCUCGGAAAAAGUCGUCAUCGCCAAAGUCGACGGCACGCUCUGGGACCUCGAGCGCCCCCUCGAGGCGUCGUGCAAGCUCGUGCUGCUUGAUUUUGAGUCUGACGAAGGCAAACGCGUCUUCUGGCACUCGUCCGCACACGUCCUCGGCGAGUCGGCCGAGCGACACUAUGGGUGCCACCUGUGUAUCGGUCCGCCGACGGAGGACGGCUUCUUCUACGAGAUGGCCACGGAUCGUGGACGCUUCGCGACGCGCAGGCCGGUGUCGAACACGGACUACCCCGCGCUCGAGAAGCUCACAGACAUGGCGGUCAAGGAGAAGCAAAAGUUCGAGCGGCUCGUCGUGCCCAAGGAGACGCUGCUCGAGAUGUUCGCUUAUAAUAAGUACAAGAAGCACAUUAUCGAGUCCAAGAUCCCCGACGGCACGUCCACGACCGUCUACCGCUGCGGGCCCAUGGUCGACCUCUGCGUCGGCCCGCAUAUCCCGCACACGGGCAAGAUCAAGGCGUUCAUGGUCACCAAGAACUCGGCGUCGUACUUUUUGGGCGACGCGAAGAACGACUCGCUGCAGCGCAUCUACGGUAUCUCGUUCCCGGACAAGAAGCAGCUCACAGAGUACAAGGCGUUCCUCGCAGAGGCGGCUAAGCGCGAUCACCGCAAGAUUGGGCGGGAGCAAGAACUGUUCUUUUUCAACGAUCUCAGCCCCGGGAGCUGUUUCUUCUUGCCGCAUGGGACGAGGAUUUAUAAUACGCUGCUUGAGCUUAUGAGGGCGGAGUACAAGAAACGCGGCUAUCAAGAAGUCAUCUCGCCAAACAUGUACAACAACAAACUCUGGGAGACCUCGGGGCACUGGCAAAACUACCGCGACGGCAUGUUCCAGCUCGACAUCGAGAAGGAGAAGUGGGGGCUGAAGCCGAUGAACUGCCCCGGGCACUGCCUCAUCUUCGACUCGCGCGACCGGUCGUACCGCGAGCUGCCGAUCCGCAUGGCCGAGUUCGGGAUUAUCCAUCGCAAUGAAGCGAGCGGGGCGUUGACGGGGUUGACAAGGGUGCGGAGGUUUGUGCAGGACGAUGCGCAUAUUUUCUGUAUGCCGUCGCAGAUCGAAGCAGAGAUCGGAUCCAUGUUCGAGUUCAUGAAAGAGAUCUACGGCAACUUCGGAUUCGAGUUCUCGCUCGAGCUCUCCACCCGCCCGGAGAACUACCUCGGCGCGAUCGAGACAUGGGACUUUGCCGAGGCGCAGCUCACGCAGGCGCUCGACACCGCGUACCCGGGCGCGUGGCAGGUGAACCCGGGCGACGGCGCGUUCUACGGGCCCAAGAUCGACAUAACGAUCCGGGACGCGCUCAAGCGGAGCUUUCAGUGCGCGACGAUUCAGCUGGACUUUCAGCUGCCGGAGCGGUUUAAUCUGCGGUAUCGGGAUGCGGAGGACGGGGCGAAUCCGGAUGCGGGGAGGGCGCCGGCGAGGCCUGUGAUUGUGCAUCGGGCGAUUUUGGGGAGUUUGGAGAGGUUUAUUGCGAUUAUUACGGAGCAUUUUGGGGGCAAGUGGCCUUUCUGGAUCUCGCCGCGCCAGGUGUUGGUUGUGCCCGUUGCUGUGCCUUACCGGGAGUAUGCGCAGCAGGUGACGGACGAGCUGUCGAACCGUGGGCUGUACGUCGACGUCGACAACGGCCCCGACACGCUGCAGAAGAAGAUCCGCAAUGGCGAGAUCGCGCAGUAUAACUUUAUCCUCGUGGUGGGCCAAGAAGAGCUCGACAGCAAGUCCGUGAACGUGCGCAACCGCGACGACGUCGGGAGCAAGGCCAAGACGGAGAUGGCUAAGCUCGAGGAUAUCGCGGGCAAGCUUGUUGCGCUCAAGGCGUCGCGCAGCAUCCACAAUAAGCUUGUGUAG
Molecule: messenger RNA, 2274 nt
Organism: Coniophora puteana RWD-64-598 SS2
Lineage: Eukaryota; Fungi; Basidiomycota; Agaricomycetes; Boletales; Coniophoraceae
Product: threonyl-tRNA synthetase
Exons: 14
Coding region: 1-2274 (757 amino acids)
Biological process (GO): threonyl-tRNA aminoacylation
Cellular component (GO): cytoplasm
Molecular function (GO): threonine-tRNA ligase activity; ATP binding
Source: RefSeq, a predicted model, not a curated record